CCCGCCUGACCCUGCCCGUGUCUCCCUCCCAGCUGGGUCCCGUGUACACAGAAGGCGGGUUCGUGGAAGGCGUCAACAAGAAGCUCGGCCUCCUGGGCGACUCUGUGGACAUCUUCAAGGGCAUCCCCUUCGCGGCUCCCACCAAGGCUCUGGAAAACCCCCAGCCACACCCCGGCUGGCAAGGGACCCUGAAGGCCAAGGAUUUCAAGAAGAGAUGCCUGCAGGCCACCAUUACCCAGGAUGACUCCUACGGGGAUGAAGACUGCCUGUACCUCAACAUCUGGGUGCCCCAGGGCCGGAAGCAAGUCUCCCGGGACCUGCCUGUGAUGGUCUGGAUCUAUGGAGGCGCCUUCCUCAUGGGGGCCGGCCACGGGGCCAACUUUCUCAAGACCUACCUGUAUGACGGCGAGGAGAUCGCCGCUCGCGGCAGCGUCAUCGUGGUCACCUUCAACUACCGCGUCGGCCCCCUUGGCUUCCUCAGCACUGGGGACGCCAACCUGCCAGGUAACUAUGGCCUUCGGGAUCAGCACAUGGCCAUUGCUUGGGUGAAGAGGAAUAUUGCGGCCUUCGGGGGGGACCCCAACAACAUCACCAUCUUUGGGGAAUCGGCUGGAGGUGCCAGCGUCUCUCUGCAGACCCUCUCCCCCUACAACAAAGGCCUGAUCCGGCGAGCCAUCAGCCAGAGCGGUGUGGCCCUGAGCCCCUGGGUCAUCCAGAAAAACCCCCUCUUCUGGGCCAAAAAGCUGGCGGAGAAGGUGGGUUGCCCUGUGGAGGACACUGCCAGGAUGGCCAAGUGUCUGAAGGUGACCGACCCCCGAGCCCUGAUGCUGGCCUAUAAGAUGCCGCUGGCAGGCAUGGAGUGUGAGUAGCUGCUCAGGUUGGGCCGUGGGGUCUCGAGGUGGGGGUGGGUACUGCCAGG
Molecule: messenger RNA, 919 nt
Organism: Sapajus apella (tufted capuchin)
Lineage: Eukaryota; Metazoa; Chordata; Mammalia; Primates; Cebidae
Product: bile salt-activated lipase-like
Exons: 6
Biological process (GO): chemical synaptic transmission; neuron cell-cell adhesion; modulation of chemical synaptic transmission
Cellular component (GO): cell surface; postsynaptic specialization membrane; synapse
Molecular function (GO): signaling receptor activity; triacylglycerol lipase activity; sterol ester esterase activity
Source: RefSeq, a predicted model, not a curated record